UGUCUGAGUGACCCCAGGAUCACUGACACAAACCCUUGAUGAUCAGAGAUUUUGAAGCACACAGUCUGUAUUGCAAGUUCCAAAAAUAAUGGAUAAGAGAGCCUGUACAACUCAGAAAAUCAGUUUUAAAGUAUUUUGCAAUGAACAAAAAGCUAAAUUGCAGGUGAAAUACCCAUUUUUGAGCAAAUCUCAAAUUAAUCUUAAGAUAAAACAGCUUUGGAAAAAAAUGGAUAUUACAGAAAAGCAAUGUUACACAAAGACAGUAUUAUCACCACCUAAAUUUAAAAAGAAUGUUCCAGUGAAACAACAGAAGAAACCUCAAACCAUCCAAGUUUCUCAGAAUUCUACAAGUAUGAUAGCAACAAAAGGCAUCAAAGACAGUGGAGAUAAAGAUAUUUCACCAGUUUUAAAGCAGAUCCUUGUUGAAAGCCAAACAGAAAAUAAGAUAAUGCCACAAAUUGAAAAUUCUGAGGAUUCAGUAAGUGAAACAAGGGAAGCAUUUAGCAAGAGUAGAUAUAGCACAGACGCUAAAAUAGAUGUCCAAAAAAAUCAAGGUAGGAAGACAGUACCUUGGAAAGGACGACCAAGUCUAGGUUCAACAGAUCUUUGGAGUGAUUCCUCACCUCCAAAUUCAAAUGAUAGGAAAAAGGCCAAAUCGACAAAGAAGCAAAAGGAGGUACAAGGAAUUUUGAAGCCAAGCGGAGAUGCUCCAAGGCUAAAAGCAAAGAACAGAGUAUCAUUUGGGUCUCCUCAAAAUGAGUUAUCAUCCACAUUGUUAUCCCAGACCAAUUCAGGUGACUUCAACACAGCUAACUCUGAUGAUGAAGACAACGGUGUACAGUUGUUAUGCAGAACAGACGAAGACAUGUAUGACUUUGAAAAAAUAGCCAGCUAUGGAUUGUGUGUUGAGGAAGAGGAUAUUUAUGCUAACCAAAAUAGGUACAUCCCUGAAAAUUGGAAACUGGCCAGUGUGAAUGAGACAACUAAUGAGAGCAUUCAACAAUCUAAUGAAAAAAUAUCAGAUUUUAAGAUUCCACCUAACAGAGUGAUAAAGAAGAAAAAGGGAGCCAAACAAUUAAAAGUAAAAAAUGAUGAUGGUAAAUUGCUAUCUCCCUUGACUGAGGGAUUUAAAAAUUCCCCUGUAGCUGUAACUACACCUCAGACAGGAGAAAGGCAGAAAACAGAGUUUCUAAUCACUCCUCAAAUGAAUGAAGUUCUGGUGGAACAUAAGCUCCAGGAAGCCAAGAAAACACCUAAAAAGAACAAAGCAGACUCCCCUAAAUCUACCUCCAGGACAGGGUCUGUUAGAAAGAACAGAGGGCAAGGUUUAGAUCCAGAGGAAAGAAAAGUUUCUGAUGAAAAGCAAUCUUCUGACACAGAUUCCUUAUCUAUCACACCAUUGACGGAAUCUCUUUCAUCUGGAGCUGAAUCUAUUGUUAGUCCCAAUCCCAAUAUCCAGGAUGGAGUGGAGAGGUGUAUGAAUGUACUGUCUGAGAAAUUACAGAGAAUGCAUGGUACAGAGAAUGUGACCAUCCCAAAAGAUGAUGCAUGGUUGGCUCCAGAGAGAGGGGAUGCCACUGUGAUGAAAAGUAUGUCAUCAUACUCAAUGAAAAAUUUUGCUUUACUACCACAAAAGAGGAGGAGAUGUCAAAAACAAAAAGAUCUUCACUCUCCAAGUGAAGUGUCAGAGUCUUCCAUAGAGAAAAAGGAGAAUGUAGUGAAAAAACCAAGGCAGCCAAAUCAGAACAAAAAGAUUAAACAGAAAUUGAAAAGCUCUACUUCAUCUGAUGAAAGGAAAACAAAAACAAAGAGGACAAAGCGAAAAGUUGAGGAAAAUAAGUCACCAAAGCCUUGUAAAGCAACAAGAAAGGUUAAAAGUCCUGUAGGAAGAAUGGAUGCUGACAAGCUUAUCUCUGAAUCUCCAAACAAAAUAGACUUUAACAAAAAUUCCCAUACAGAAGAAUUAUCUCCAUAUUUCACUGGAGAUAGUGACAGUUCAUCCACUGCUGAUGACAUCCGACCGACAAAUAAAGUUCUGAUGACGGCAAUACUCAGGAUGCAGAGAGCUGUACAGUGUCCAGAGAUCUCUGAUACUGAAGCUAGCUCACCUUGUCUCUCUGGAAUCAGCCAGCUAUCUUCAGUGGUGUCUGAGAAGGACAGUACUACAGAGGAAGCAGCAGAGGAGAAGGAAUCGGUCAACAGAUUAUCUAAGGAAAUCCAAGAGUCCAGCAACAGUAGUGAUUGUACAGACAGCACCAAGAGUCAGACACCAGUUCAAAUACCCAUUCACCUUAAAAUAGGAAAAGAAGUUCAAGACCAUGAAUGUUUGGAGUGUAUGGAUGUUCCUCAUGAUGGAAAGAAAAUAUGCUCCCCUAUAAAAGAUAGUCAUGCUGAUGGUGAUGAAAAGGAUGUUUUCCAGAUGUUUUCAAAAUUCAGCCCUGCUAAGUCACAAAACAUGCAAGGAAGAAGGUUCAUUGCAAGCUCUGAGCAUGAGGGAAGAAGCAACUUCAAAGAUUUGUUUCAGGACAAUAACAUAUUUUAAAUUUCUGAUUUUUUAUUGUUUUUUUUUUUUU
Saccostrea echinata is the source of this 2573-nucleotide messenger RNA. RefSeq lists its product as uncharacterized. The record is from RefSeq and is a predicted model, not a curated record. NCBI's taxonomy places the organism in Eukaryota, Metazoa, Mollusca, Bivalvia, Ostreida, Ostreidae. Bases 89 to 2542 code for a protein of 817 amino acids. The transcript is spliced from 6 exons.